GGGGCGCUGCCGCCGUUUGAAUGAGGCUGUGCCGGUGCCCCGGGGGCGGGCCGGGGGAAGGGCCGGGCCGGGCGGCGGCGAUAGGCUCCGGCCGCCACGGGCUGCGGCCAUGCGGGGCACCGCCGGGCUGCUGGCGCUGGGCGCUGCCGCCGGGCUGCUGGCGGGCGGCGGCGGGCGGUGGCUGGGCCGCCUCCUCCGCCUCCUCCUCCUGCCGCCGCUCCGGGCGGUGCGGGCUCGCCGCGCCCUGCCCGUUGAAGGGAAGGCGGUGCUCGUAACAGGCUGUGACAAAGGUUUUGGACAUGCCUUGGCUAAACAGCUCCAUGCAAAGGGAUUUACUGUUUUCGCUGGAUGUUUGCUAGCGGAUAAGAAUGGAGGUGGAGCCAGGGAGCUGAAGAACAUGAAGUCAGAUCGCAUGAAAGUGCUACAGAUGAAUGUGUGCAGUGACGAGGAGGUGGCUCAGGCUGUGGAUUUUGUGAAGACAACCCUGAAGGACCCAGAAGAAGGUCUGUGGGGCCUGGUGAACAAUGCUGGUGUCUCGACCUUUGGAGAGGUGGAGUUUGCAAGUUUGGACAACUACAAGGAGGUGGCAGAGAUCAACCUGUGGGGUACCGUGAGGGUGACGAAGGCUUUCCUGCCCCUCAUUCGCAGAGCUAAAGGCCGCGUGGUGAAUAUCACAAGCAUGUUAGGACGGAUGGUGAGUCCAUCCCGCUCCUGCUAUUGCAUUUCCAAGUACGGGGUGGCAGCCUUCUCUGACUGCCUCCGGCAGGAGAUGUACCGCUGGGGUGUCAGGGUCAUCCUCAUUGAGCCAAGCAACUUCGUGGCCGCGACCGGCAUCCUGACCGAGGACGGCAUCGCCAGGCAGGCCGAGGUGCUGUGGAGCGGAGCCAGCGACACGGUGCGGGAGGACUACGGGAGGGAGUACUUCGCUCGCCACGUGGCCCUGAUGAAGUCCUUCGUUAACAGCGGCCUGAAGGACAUGUCUCUGGUCUUGAAUGACAUCACCGAUGCGCUCACCUCCACGUGUCCAAACAACCGCUACAAUCCCAUGGAGACCUACUGCUAACUGUGACUCGGAAGCUGUGCCAUAAACUUUUUAUAUGCCAGUGUCUGUGACUGCUUGGAGCCUGGGUGCAGCUGUGAAGGCUGCGAUGCCUGAGGAGGAAAGCAGGCUUCCCUUGGAGAUGCUGUGGAGGUAGUUUGUAUUACAAGUAACUACAGAAAGUGCCAGCCAUGCAGUUCUUGAUUCCAGAUCAUCAGCACAUGGAGAUUGUCUGGUUUCCAGGGCCGAGAGCAAUCCCACUGAGCUGCAGCUUGUUCAAACAGUGUUGAAAUCACUUCUACCCCCUGCACUGUGAAAUGCGAGUAAUGAUAAGGAGCAAUGAUUUGCACAGAGAGAAAAAUAAACAGUGAGAUUUGUU
Molecule: messenger RNA, 1418 nt
Organism: Cygnus atratus (black swan)
Lineage: Eukaryota; Metazoa; Chordata; Aves; Anseriformes; Anatidae
Product: D-beta-hydroxybutyrate dehydrogenase, mitochondrial-like
Exons: 6
Coding region: 110-1063 (317 amino acids)
Molecular function (GO): oxidoreductase activity
Source: RefSeq, a predicted model, not a curated record